This is a messenger RNA of Epinephelus fuscoguttatus (brown-marbled grouper), 667 nucleotides long. Its product is annotated as fibroblast growth factor 21-like. The transcript has 4 exons. Gene Ontology annotation, biological process: positive regulation of protein phosphorylation; regulation of cell migration; positive regulation of cell population proliferation. The record is from RefSeq and is a predicted model, not a curated record. Gene Ontology annotation, cellular component: cytoplasm. NCBI's taxonomy places the organism in Eukaryota, Metazoa, Chordata, Actinopteri, Perciformes, Serranidae. Bases 50 to 667 code for a protein of 205 amino acids. Gene Ontology annotation, molecular function: growth factor activity; fibroblast growth factor receptor binding.
UUUUAGGCUAUUUAUUUUUAUUUAUUCUUUAUUUAUCUUCUUUUUCCAAAUGUUUUUGUUUCCACACUCCUCUUUCUCAUACCUGUCUCCUUUUCUCUUAAUCAUCCCACUGCCUUUCUCUCUAUCAUUCUAUCUCACCGACUCCAACCCUCUAUUAUCCUUUGACAACCAAGUCAGAGAGGUACACCUCUACACAGAAAAUCACAGAAGAGGGAUGUAUCUGCAGAUGAACCUGGAUGGCAGAGUGUCAGGAAGUGAUGCUCAGACACCUUACAGUGUGCUGGAGCUGAAAUCAGUUAAACCAGGCCACAUAGCCAUCAAGGGACAGUCAUCAUCUCUGUUUCUCUGCAUGGACAGUGAAGGCCGUUUGAGGGGCCAGGGCCAAUACUCAGAUGCUGACUGCGCCUUCAGAGAACUGCUGCUGGCAGACGGAUACACCCGCUUCCUAUCUUCGUACCACAGAUUUCCUGUGUCUCUUGCAUCAAGACAUUCCCCAGAUCGACACUCAGUCCCCUUUACUCGAUUCCUACCGCUUAGGAAUACUCUGACAGUGGAGAGUGUGUCUGAACAGCCACCAAAUGACCAGAGAUAUUUCAACAUGGACUCUGAUGAUCUUCUUGGAAUGGGUCUUAAUAUGGUCAGUCCUCAGUUGUCAGUGGACAAGUAA